Molecule: messenger RNA, 2192 nt
Organism: Notolabrus celidotus (New Zealand spotty)
Lineage: Eukaryota; Metazoa; Chordata; Actinopteri; Labriformes; Labridae
Gene: serping1
Product: serpin peptidase inhibitor, clade G (C1 inhibitor), member 1
Exons: 11
Coding region: 180-1985 (601 amino acids)
Biological process (GO): negative regulation of endopeptidase activity
Molecular function (GO): serine-type endopeptidase inhibitor activity
Source: RefSeq, a predicted model, not a curated record
UACGCCCAAGGAUCUCCUCGGGAAACAGUCCGCUUAAUCGAGUGUCGAUUUGUCGAUCUGUGCUCAAACUUUAUAUAAGAGCUGGGCUAAGUUGUAGCUAGAGCUAGAGCCUUUCAGUGAAAGUACUAUAACCAGCUAGAAAUGUACUUUAUUGCAAGUCAAGUUUUUGGAUUCCAAAGAUGUAUCUACCGGCCAUACUUUGCUUCUUCUUUUUGCUCAAUUUUGAGCUUUCUUCAUGCACAAAACUCCAGGUGACAUCUGGUUCCACUCUGGAGCUGCCAUGUUUUUCACUUCUAACCGAUUUCACCGGAGCACCCGUCACCUGGAAAUUCAAUGGUGAAGUCAUAGGACAACUCACAUCUCAGUCACCUGGCUCAACUACAGUUAAGAAGAAAGGCAUGAUUCUCUCUAUAUCCCCUGUAACUGCUGCCCACAGUGGCACAUAUGAGUGUUCAGUAAAGGAGAACAACGUGGAACUUAGUUUGACGUAUGACAUCAUAGUUGUUGCUGCAAAUGUCUAUACCAUUAAGAUAGUCGAAGGCCAGACCGCUAAUCUCCCGUGCCAUAUCCCAACUUCCAGCCAAGUCACAGCUAAUGCUCUUUGGUUCAAAGAGACCAGAGACAGCCAGAGGACAAAGCUGAAUCUUGAAGAUGAUCCAACAGAUGAUGAAAAGAGAAUAGAACAACUUUAUCCACAUGAUCAUGAUCAGGCCAUCAUACUCAGAAACACUGUCUCAACAGAUACAGGAAUUUAUUACUGUGUAUCUACUGAGGGGGAGACACUGAGCACUGUGUACACAUUUAUCCAAGUUGCUCCUACUGAUGUCCCUUACUCAUGCAGCAGUUUCAACAAGCCAUGGGAGCCCUGCAUGGAUGAAAACAGUCGCACAGGGGGACCUGUGUUGCAGGAAUCCAUGGCAGAGUUUUCCAUGAAGCUAUAUUCUUAUUUCAGACAGUCACAGCCUUCCAGCAACCUGCUCUUCUCUCCAAUCAGUGUCGCUGGGGCAUUGUCCCAUUUGUUGCUAGGUGCCAGGGGUGACACCCGCAAAGCCAUUGAAAGGGCUAUGUUUCUGCCCCAUGAUUUCCACUGUGUUCACUUCCAGAUGAGGAAGCUAAAGGAGAAGUUGGCAGGCUCCUUGCAGAUGGCUUCUCAGAUCUACUACAACUCAAAAAUGACUCUGAGUGAAUCCUUCACUAACCAGUCUGUUCAGUUCUAUGAGGCAGAGCCAGCGAGGCUGCUAGAAACCAACGAGAACAACACUCAGAUGAUCAACAGCUGGGUUGCAAAUAAGACCAACAAUAAAAUCACACACUUGGUUGAUUUUGUAUCACCCAAUACACAACUGAUGCUGCUAAAUGCUGUCUCUUUUAGUGGUCAAUGGACAGUCAAGUUUGAUCAAAAACCCAAGAAAGGCCUUUUCACAAAAUUGGAUGGGGAUAUGGUAAAUGUGCCUCUCCUCUACCACAUGAAAUACAUGAUGGCUAUGGCGCACAGCGAUGAGCUUGGGGCACAGGUGGCGAGGUUUGCUCUCACGGGUGAAAACAGUCUUUACAUCCUGCUGCCUCGCUUCAGCACAGCGGCUGGCCUGCAGCAGGUGGAGGAAAAGAUGACGGACACAGCCGUGCGACAAAUGAUUGAACAAAUGAAGACAGUGUCUCCUCAACGGGUCGAGGUCACUCUGCCCCAGAUCAAACUGGAUGUCCAGCCAGACAUGAACAUACUGAUAAAGAAAUUAGGCCUGUCAUCCCUCUUUGAAGAUGCCAAUUUGUGUGGUUUGAACCCUGAAGAGAGGUUGGUCCUUGACGAUGCCAGACACAGAGCCUUCCUCACUCUGACCGAACACGGGGUUGAGGCCGGAGCUGUCACCAGCAUGUCGUUCUCUCGCUCCUUUCCUUCCUUCUCUGCCCUGCGGCCUUUCAUCAUGCUGCUGUGGAGUGAUCAGGCCAACGUGCCACUCUUUAUUGGUAGAGUGACCGAGCCAUAGGGGAGAGGACAUGUAUCAGAGGCAAAUGAGCAAGAAAAGGGGUUCCAAAGGGCUGUCUUAUGUUAUCAAAGAACAAGUCCUAUGAUACUUUUUCCUGAAUAUCCAGUAUCAGUAUUGCUCAUAGUAGUUAGUGUGCCUCACUGAAACAUUCAGUUCUGGAUGUAUAUUGUUCUCUAAGAUGAUGAUAAAUAAACAAAUAUUAACACA